AUUAAUUCUACCCCAUCCCAUUUUGCUGAUCGGCGAUCGACGGAAUCCCUAUUCCCCGCCGCCGAUUUAAUUCUCAAAAUCCCUUAUCUGAAUCCCUAAUUUGUUGCUUCACUCAGUUCAGUGUACACCCUUCAACACAAAAAUAGAAAAACAAAUCUGAUUUUUUUGUUUCCCUUUUAUCCGUACUGAGAUCCAGAACUUAGGUCAAAAUCUUGAUUUUUGCAAGCUGUAAAGGGCACGUGGCGAUCUGGAUCUUGCUUCACUUCUCAAAUCUAGAAAAGAUGAUAUGGUUGAAUAUGUCAGUUCAGUCUUAAAAGUUAAGCAUAUUGGGAGGCAUAUGACAACUUUUGUUUGAGAGUUUGGUUUUGAAAUUUGCCUAAAUUUUUUGAAUGGAAUCGAACAAAGAGGGCCCUUAAGGCAAAAGAGAUCGCGGAGAAGCGAUUUUGUGAAAGAGACUUUGCUGGUGCUAAGACCUAUGCCUUAAAGGCUAAAUCACUGUAUCCUGGAUUGGAAGGUAUAUCACAGAUGGUAUCCACAUUCGAAGUGCAUGCUGCCUCUGAGGCUAAGUGUAAUGGCGAAACCGAUUAUUAUUCAAUUCUUGGGUUGAAGCCUACAACAGAUAGAGAAGCUGUGAAGAAACAGUACAGAAAGUUGGCAGUGUUACUCCAUCCUGAUAAGAAUAAAUGUGUGGGAGCCGAUGGGGCAUUCAAACUCGUAUCCGUAGCGUGGACUUUUCUGUCUGAUAGAAUCAAGAAAAGUUCGCAUGAUAUCAAGAGAAACAAACAGAUGCCUUCGGGAGUGGUUCAAACUUCAACAUAUGCUGCUGGGGUAACAUGUGUUAAUGCAACCUCACAAAGUAGACUUGAUACUUUUUGGACUGUAUGCACAUCUUGUAAAAUUCAGUAUGAAUAUCUUCGGAAAUACGUGAAUAAGAGACUUUCAUGUAAGAACUGCCGUGGUACGUUCAUUGCUGUUGAAACUGGAUCAGCCCCUGUGAACGGUUCUUUCCCGUAUUGUCCUUGGUCAUAUAUGCCAAGUAAUGGAUAUGAAAGUCAUGGAAAUGGGGUCACAUAUGUCCCAACAAAUGCUACUUUUUUUACUGGAAAUGGGGUCUCAGGUUAUCAUUCUGGCCAUGGCUACGAGUAUGUUCCUAACAUUCAAUGGAGCUCGUUCUCUGGAACUUCUACCGCGGUUGUGAGUCAUAAUAAAGUAUCAGCUGUUUCCACUGAUGCCAUUUAUCAGAGCAAUGGAGAUGCUAGAGUAGCAGGCUCGAAGGUGAAAUCCGGUGCCAAUGGAAAACCCUCGAAAAGCUUUGCCACUCAGUCAACUCCAAGUUUGUUCAAUGGCUAUGAUGAAUCUUUUGGAUCUAAGCCCAGUAAUGUUGAAAAGAAAAGGAAGGUUAUUAAUGAUCUCGAAUAUAGAAAUGGAUUUGAAGACAAGGGAUUAAAAUCUUCAGAAGCAGGAUUAGCAAAUGGAAUCGGGAAUGAACCUUAUCCAAAGCUUUCCAGCCUCAGUGAACCCCAUAAUAGGCGGUGCUUAUUGACACCGGCAUUUGAUGUCAGAAAAUUGUUAAUUGACAAGUCGAGGACUGAAAUACGGAAGAAAUUGGAAGAGAUUAAGUUCUCUUCGGAGGCAGCUACAGCUUCAGUAGUAAAAUUAGGCGCUAAAGAAGAUGGUCAAUCACUAGCAGCUGGAAAGGGUCUCAAGAGGACAAAUUUAGUUGUUUCUGCUUAUCAAUCAGAAUCAAAUAAAGGUGCAUCUGUCUCAAUUACAGUUCCUGACCCCGACUUUCAUGAUUUCGACAAAGAUAGAUCAGAGGAAUGCUUCAAACCAAAGCAAAUAUGGGCCCUUUAUGACGAAGACGACGGAAUGCCUCGUUUGUAUUGUUUGAUUCGCCAGGUUAUCUCCGAAAAACCUUUCAAGAUUCACAUCACUUACCUGAACUGCAAAACUGAUAAUGAAUUCGGGUCAGUGAAUUGGGUGGACUCUGGGUUUACUAAAUCUUGUGGACACUUCAGGGCAUGGAGUUCCGACAUUAUUGAUCAAGUAAACAUUUUCUCUCAUCUUCUGAGAGGACAAAAGGCUGGAAGGGGAGGUUGCAUUCGCAUAUUCCCGAAAAAAGGAGAUGUAUGGGCUGUUUAUCGGAAUUGGUCACCUGAUUGGAACAGGUCAACACCGGCCGAUGUGAGGCACCAAUAUGAGAUGGUGGAGGUGCUUGAGGAUUACUCCGAAGAACUUGGAGUUUGGGUUACUCCCCUCAUCAAAUUGAUUGGUUUCAAGACGGUGUAUCAGAGAAACACAGACAAGGAUGCAGUUAGAUGGAUCCCGAGGAAAGAGAUGUUUCGGCUUUCACACCAGGUUCCAGCUUGGUUACUUGAAGGAGCAUCCGGUGAUUUGCCUGAUCGAUGUUGGGAUUUAGACCCGGCUGCAACUCCAGAGGAGCUUCUUCAUGCUACAUCGGAAGCUAAAGCAUAACAUAACCCAGCCAUUCAAGAAACAAGCAUGAUUAGUUUGCCCAUUGAUUUACCAUUCUUACACAACAUUUAGAUUGACUGCAAACAUUUCGCACAUGGCAUGGUAACCAUCUUCCGCCGGUGUAAAACAUUAACUCCCGAUGGAUUUUGAGGAUGUAAUAUUACUGGGUUUGGUUUGGUUACUUAAGGCAGGAAGAUUUUUGGACUAAAGUGC
This is a messenger RNA of Hibiscus syriacus, 2688 nucleotides long. RefSeq lists its product as uncharacterized. The transcript is spliced from 2 exons. The record is from RefSeq and is a predicted model, not a curated record. Bases 526 to 2475 code for a protein of 649 amino acids. NCBI's taxonomy places the organism in Eukaryota, Viridiplantae, Streptophyta, Magnoliopsida, Malvales, Malvaceae.